Sesamum indicum (sesame) is the source of this 1494-nucleotide messenger RNA. Its product is annotated as V-type proton ATPase subunit D. Gene Ontology annotation, molecular function: proton-transporting ATPase activity, rotational mechanism. Lineage: Eukaryota; Viridiplantae; Streptophyta; Magnoliopsida; Lamiales; Pedaliaceae. The record is from RefSeq and is a predicted model, not a curated record.
AGAAGUAGAAGAUGAUAAAAUUAAUAACUUCACAUCACAUUGCUAUCUCAUUGAAUACCAAUUACUGUUUGUUCCAACUUUGUCGUCGUCUGCAACUCUUUCUCUUCUUUUCUCUCCUCUUCAACUACUCCCCAAUUCUAGCCCUAUUUAUGCUUCAAUUUUGCUGUUUUUCUUCCUUCUCUCGUUUUCAUUGAGGUACACUCUCGGAAGCCUGAUCAUCUUCUUCAUCCAAUCAUUCUGUUCAUCUUAUUCUGGUAUUUGGUUUCGAGUUUGUUUUGCUUGAUUUUGGAGUUGCCGUAUGUCGUUCAAAUUUCUUGGGAAUUCUUUCUCUUUUAUAAUUCUGCUGAUCUGACAUUGGCUUGAGGGUUGGCCUUCAAUUGGCUUUGAAUUUCGACUUGGUUUUCCGUGAUCUGAAAUUGGUGCGGAAUUGAGAUCAUACGGUGUAAAGGAAGAAUAAGCAAAUAAUACCACAAGGGGUUGAAAAGGAGAGUGUUUUCAUAGAGGCAUAAAGUUUGACAAGAUGUCCGGACAGAGCCAGCGUUUAAAUGUUGUUCCUACUGUUACAAUGCUUGGAGUGAUGAAAGCUCGACUUGUUGGGGCCACAAGAGGACAUGCAUUGCUCAAGAAGAAGAGUGAUGCUUUGACUGUGCAGUUUCGGCAGAUUCUGAAGAAAAUUGUAUCAACAAAAGAAUCAAUGGGAGAUAUCAUGAAAAAUUCCUCCUUUGCCCUUACGGAAGCUAAAUAUGUUGCAGGUGAGAACAUCAAGCACAUCGUUCAGGAAAAUGUCCAGAGUGCAGCACUCAAGGUCCGAUCGCAUCAGGAAAAUGUUGCAGGUGUAAAACUUCCAAAAUUUGAAUAUUUCAUUGAUGGAGAGACUAAGAAUGACUUGACUGGACUGGCAAGAGGCGGGCAGCAGGUGCAAGCUUGCCGCACAGCAUACGUGAAAGCUAUUGAGCUGCUUGUUGAGCUUGCUACUCUCCAAACAUCAUUCUUAACUCUUGAUGAAGCAAUCAAGACCACAAAUCGCAGGGUCAAUGCACUGGAGAAUGUUGUCAAGCCACGGUUAGAAAAUACAAUAACUUACAUCAAAGGAGAGUUAGAUGAGUUGGAAAGGGAGGAUUUCUUUAGGCUGAAAAAGAUACAAGGUUACAAGAGGAGAGAGGUUGAAAAGCAACGUGAAGCUGCUAAGGCAUAUGCAGAAGAGAAGUUCGUUGAGGAAAUUUCUCUGAGGAGGGGUAUUUCUGUUAGUUCAGCCCAUGACAUGUUAUCCCAGGCUGCCCAGAAAGAUGAGGAUAUAAUUUUUUGAAAUGGAUUUUAGUUUGAUUUCUGCAACUUAACAUUGUUUGCUUUGCUGGGUCCUUGUUUUCAUAUUUAGAAGGGCUAACAGUAUUAUUUGGUGGACGGGAUAUAUUUCUCAGAAUAAGGGCUGUAUGUGUGCUUGUGUUUAUUCAUCAAUCUGUAACCCCAGUGACCAUGAGAAUUUUGCUGGCUCAA